AAAAAUGGAAAAUGGAGUGCCAUUUGUCGUGACCCUUGCAGCCUUGCAGCAACGGAUUUAGAACUUGAGGAGCGGCCGGGUUCUCUUCCCGUUCAACUCCCCGCUUGCAAUACCGUAGCUAUGACUGCGGCCCUCUUCGGUGCAGUGGCGCCAUGCUGCUGCCUCCGGCUAAGACCAGUUCAGUGUCUGCCAUCUCCUUCCUCAGUUAUGAGCUCCAAGAACCAAGCGUUUCAUCCCGAAGGGUCGUCUUCUCGGUUCGGUCUUCGUGUUUACUCGCCAUGGAUAGGACUGAGGCAUGUCUGCCAAUCAUUCCCCAGUAAUUGUAAACAACUAGGGAAGAAGAGGACGUCUAGAUGUAUGGUUGCCUAUGCUUCUCUAUUUGGAGUUGGAGCUCCAGAAAUUCUAGUAAUUGGUGUGGUGGCUCUGUUGGUGUUUGGACCUAAAGGUCUAGCAGAGGUUGCCCGGAAUUUAGGAAAAACUUUGAGAUCUUUCCAGCCGACUAUUAGAGAGCUUCAGGAAGUUUCAAGGGAAUUCAAGAGCACACUUGAGAGAGAGAUUGGUUUCGAUGAAGUUACCAACUCAUCGAAUAGUGCCUAUAGAUCCAGGUCAAUCUUUAAUGAGAACCAGCAUACAACAUCAGAUCCAAAUGGCAAGCCUACUGCUGAAGCCCCACUUACUGCAACCGAGUUGCUGGAAGAGCAACCUCAAGGUAUCAGCAUAUAUUCAGAUGGCAAGCCUACGGCUGAAGCCCCACUUGCUGCAACGGAGUCGCCUGAAGAGCAUCCUCGAGAAAUCAACUCUCAGACAUCGUCCUCGUCAGAGAAUGUGGGAGAAGGAUCAAAAUAGAUAAAACAAUAUCAGCAAAUUAAGUCCAGCAAAACCAAUAAUUGAAUGUGGAAAAGAUAGCUCAUUAUGGACACAAGAGGAGACCUUCAGGGUCGAUUUUGAAAUUUUAAGAUGAUGGGGGUGAUUAUUUGACAGGUGCUCCACUUGAGGGCAGCUUCUGUAGAAGUUUACAUCUAUUAGCUGUAUUGUAACUUUUACUGAUUCAAAUGAUAUGUUUAACAAAAUAUUUUUUCUUGAAUUCUUGGGCAUAAGUUGCAGAAUGUUUCAGAUGGUUGGUAACUGUUAU
Molecule: messenger RNA, 1132 nt
Organism: Phalaenopsis equestris
Lineage: Eukaryota; Viridiplantae; Streptophyta; Magnoliopsida; Asparagales; Orchidaceae
Product: sec-independent protein translocase protein TATB, chloroplastic
Exons: 7
Coding region: 121-846 (241 amino acids)
Biological process (GO): protein transport by the Tat complex
Cellular component (GO): membrane
Source: RefSeq, a predicted model, not a curated record